AUUACACUGCCCGUCCCCUUAUAAGAAAGGCAAAUGUGUCUACAAUGAUUCAUGCUAACUCCGAGAAACGCGUGGGGUAACAUCUCUGGAAGAAUGGUGUUUUUCUGGAGAUCGUUUUAAUCUCCAUAAUGUCAUUGGACCCUGUUUGUUUAAGCUGUGCGCCUUUCCUUUAGAAGUCCUAACCCAACCAAGAAACCAAGGCUAUCAUUUAUUCAGAAUUAUUUGACAUUGUCAAGUUUCACAACAAGGAUUUACAGUUAUCUUUAAGACACUUAUAAUGGCAGACGAAAUCCAACUCUCUGAAUGCAAUGGAGAUAGACAUCCUGAAAUACCACAGAUAACCAAUAUUAUAGAUGAAAUGGAUACAUUUACAGUAUGCGAAAAGCGUGAGAUAAAUCCAGUCGUUUCAAGUGAACAUAAAGAGGGAUCUGGUAUCUGUUUAGAAGACAAGAUUGAUUCUUUGGAAAUCAAGGAAAACACUGAAGAAGAACAUCAGGCAGAACAACAUACAGUUCCUGCACAAGAUUCUGGAAUGUUAACAAGCCAUAAUACCCACUCCGAGGAGCACAACAAUGGAGAAGAUUUUCAAACCACAUUAGAGGUGGAAGGUAACAAUGCCCCAGCACAUGACUCUCCUAAUCUGGAAGAAAUAAACAAACCAGAAGAAGACCAAGAAGAAAGCAAAGCCGAAGCAGAAGAUCUAUUAAUGUUCGAGCCGACCAGAACCCUUUCUGAAACCAGGGAAGAAGAGAUGCUGACUGAGACAGAGGAAGAAAACACAUCCAUUGAAACUGACAAUGAUAACGGACAUGGGUCAUAUGAUGAUGAAGAAGAUAAUAGCCCUGGACCAAUGUUCUCGCUCAGUCCAAGUGGCAGCCAUCUUGAAUCCUACUCAGAUCAGCAAGUACAUGGAAACCACCCCGACAUCUCCAAGAACAGUAAUUCCAGAUACGACACCGUCUCAUAUCGGAAGAUCCGCAGAGGAAACACAAAACAGAGGAUAGAUGAAUUUGAAUCUAUGAUGAAUUAACAAUUGCCAAAGCUGCUUUGAUUACUUCCUGUUUAUGUAUGCAAUGUGUUGACUAAUCAUUUCCUCUAUGAUUUCCUCUGUAUAAAGAAAGCAGAAUAACCCACUUUCCAGUAGUUAGCAUCAAGUAACAUCUUAACAAAGAAUUUUUGGUAUACAUUACUAUGUCCUAUUUAAAAAGAUAAUUGCAUGGAAAUUAUAUAUUCUGAGGUUAAAGUUCCCAUAGCUAGAAUUUUUUUUUUUUUUUUAAAACAUGUAUAAAUUAUAAAUGAAAUAAUACACUUGUAUUCCCACUCUUAUCUGGUACUUCAUGUAAAAAGGGGUAUAGAAAUAUAUGAAUACGGACAUUGUUUAGCACAGAACUAGUCAAAAAUAAAUACAUAGAAUAAAAUGAUGUAAUGUAAACUUUUAA
Rana temporaria (common frog) is the source of this 1439-nucleotide messenger RNA. It is a transcript of the gene ERMN, whose product is annotated as ermin. The transcript is spliced from 3 exons. Gene Ontology annotation, cellular component: filopodium; neuronal cell body; extracellular exosome. The record is from RefSeq and is a predicted model, not a curated record. Gene Ontology annotation, biological process: actin filament organization; regulation of cell shape; morphogenesis of a branching structure. Bases 278 to 1030 code for a protein of 250 amino acids. NCBI's taxonomy places the organism in Eukaryota, Metazoa, Chordata, Amphibia, Anura, Ranidae. Gene Ontology annotation, molecular function: actin filament binding.